AUGGCGGAGGAAAGGAUCUCCACGGGCGGGAAGUCUCCCGUUCCCGCGUCCGAGCUCAAGCAUGACUACCAUGAGAAGCAAAGCACGCUGGUAGAGGGCCAGGAUCCCGAGCGCUUUGGGUACACCCAGCAACUGACUCGAAACCUGGGCCUGAUGUCCAUGAUCGGCAUGGGAUUCGCCGUGUCGUCCUGCUGGACCGCCAUGGGCGGCACUUUCCAGAACGCCUUCAACGCCGGUGGCCCUGUGACCCUGUCCUUCGGGUGGAUCGGUGUCACCCUGUGCGCCUUGUGCGUUGCUGGCAGUCUGGCCGAGAUGUGCUCCAGCAUGCCGACCAAUGGUGGACAGUUCUCGUGGACGGGAAUGCUUAGCUCGGAGAAAUGGGCACCGAUCACGAGCUGGAUCACCGGAUGGAUCCAACUGAUUGGUGUGCUAGCCCUCGGCAGCACCGGGCUUCUGUUUGCCGCGCAGUACAUCAUGGGUGUUGCGGUUAUCCUUAACCCGACAUACACGUCGGAGCGCUGGCAGAUGGUGUUGGUGAUGUACAUGAUCGCGAUUUUGAUCACCCUGGCAAACAUCUACGCGGUCAAGCUACUGCCUCACUUGACCACCGCAUCGCUCGUUUGGAGUGUUGUUGGCUUCCUCGUCACAAUCAUCGUGCUCCUUGUCAUGAUUCCCGAAAAGAACAGCGCCUCAUAUGUUUUCACGAGCUAUUCCAACUUCUCCGGAUAUGAAGAGAAGGGUAUUGCAGUUAUCAUCGGCCUUCUGCAAUCCUUCUGGGGUAUGCUGUGUUAUGAUGCGCCGGCUCACAUGGCCGAAGAGAUGCACAACCCCGCAGUCGACGCUCCACGCGCCAUGAUCACCACAGUCAUUGUUGGUGGCAUCACCGGCUGGGCUUUCCUGAUCGCUGUACUGUUCUGCGUGGGCAAUAUCGAGGAGGUCUUGGGCACUGCGACAGGACUGCCUUUCAUCCAGAUCUGGUAUGACAGCACCCAUAGCGACGCAGCCAUCAUCAUUCUCGGACUGUUCCAGAUCAUCUGCGCAUCCCUGGCGGCCCUCAUGUUGCUCACCGAGGGAUCCCGGACGGUCCACGCCUUCGCCCGCGACCACGGCCUCCCUUUCGCAUCCACCUGGAGCAAGGUCAACCCCAGGUUCAAUGUCCCGAUCAAUGCGAUCUUUCUUGCUGUCGGCGUGCAGUGCGUACUGUGCGCCAUCUACUUCGGCACAGCCACUGGCUUCUAUGCCUUGACUUCGGUGGCCACCAUCGGCUUCUAUGUCUCAUAUCUCAUGCCAAUCCUGGUCCUGUUGAUACGUGGCCGAAAGGUCCUCAAGCCUGGCCCCUUCCACCUCGGAAAGCUUGGUCUGCCGGCGAACCUGAUCUCGGUUGUGUUCCUGACGUUCGGCAUCAUCUUCUUCUGCAUUCCCUCCAGCCGCCCUGUUACUGCUCAGAGCAUGAACUACACAAUCGUUGUGCUCUCCGCGGUUGCCAUCCUGUCAGGCAUAAGUUGGUUCACAGGUGGUAGGAAGGCUUACGUGCCGCCCAGAGAACUCCGAAGUUACCAUUCCGACUCAACUAUCAGCCAGGAGUAG
Phaeoacremonium minimum UCRPA7 is the source of this 1587-nucleotide messenger RNA. RefSeq names its product putative gaba permease protein. Gene Ontology annotation, molecular function: transmembrane transporter activity. The record is from RefSeq and is a predicted model, not a curated record. NCBI's taxonomy places the organism in Eukaryota, Fungi, Ascomycota, Sordariomycetes, Togniniales, Togniniaceae. Bases 1 to 1587 code for a protein of 528 amino acids. Gene Ontology annotation, cellular component: membrane. Gene Ontology annotation, biological process: transmembrane transport. The transcript has 5 exons.